Paraglomus occultum is the source of this 955-nucleotide messenger RNA. The record is from the annotation of a GenBank genome assembly. NCBI's taxonomy places the organism in Eukaryota, Fungi, Glomeromycota, Glomeromycetes, Paraglomerales, Paraglomeraceae.
AAUAGAUAAGCAUGCCAUUGACGAGUCUGGUCUAUUGAAAUCUACGUCUUUAGGCUGGCAAUUGCUUUACAUUCUCGCUGUUGCAAUUACUUUUGCCAACUUUUUCCACCAGGGCUUCUGGCAGCGGUCAUUUUCUUCUAAAAAUGAUCGGGAAUUAUAUAAAUCUACGAUUUAUGCAAGCAUCAUGUUAUUCCCAACACUGUUUCUCAUCGGAGUGACUGGCUUGCUUGCUGUUUGGGCAGGAUUAUGCUGUGAUGAAAACAACGUGGGAGCUUUUGCAUUUUUUUCGUUGCUUGCCAAACUGCCUGACUGGGUGGUGGGCUUUGUGAUAAUCCUAUCCGUCGCCAUGUCAUGCAGUGCUUAUGAUACACUGCAAAGCGCGAUGGUAUCGACAAUGUCCAAUGAUUUAUUCCAAAAUAAGUUACCUUUGUCAGUUAUUCGAAUUACUGUUUUCGUCAUUAACGUUCCCGCCGUUGUUCUUGCCCUUAAGAACGUUGACGUUCUGCGAGUGUUUUUAAUCGGCGAUUUGGUUGCCGCGGCAACUAUGCCCCCCGUGAUGCUUGGUCUGGCCGAUUCACUUUAUUUCUUGAACUGGUUCGACUCAUUAAUUGGUAGCAUUAGCGGGCUAUUAGGAAUCUUCAUAUUCGGGACUAUCUUUUAUGGGAACGCGAAGGAUGGGGUCAAUCUUAUUCAACUCCCGGAUGGACUAUACAUCGAUGACUAUUCCGUCCUCGGUGCAUUCAUUGUUGCACCUGUAGCCGCGGUACUGAUGACGUUCGGUAGUUUUGUCGCUAGAAUGGGGCUUUUGUAUGUGUGGGCUAAAUACAAAAGAGAAGAAUUCAGAUUUCCAGAAAAACAGCCCUUGGAUUCAAGGAAAUAUGCGGGAGAGGAAUUCACGAUGGCUGCAGAGGAAUCCUUACGAAAGGAUAAUGUUGAGAGUAGCGUAGUUGAAUGA